Messenger RNA from Zingiber officinale, 2608 nucleotides. RefSeq lists its product as uncharacterized. The transcript is spliced from 9 exons. Gene Ontology annotation, molecular function: protein binding. The record is from RefSeq and is a predicted model, not a curated record. NCBI's taxonomy places the organism in Eukaryota, Viridiplantae, Streptophyta, Magnoliopsida, Zingiberales, Zingiberaceae. Bases 106 to 2253 code for a protein of 715 amino acids.
AAGUAGUUAAAUUACCCACCAGCCAAGAAAAGAACGCCCACGCCACGCCACGCCACGCCACCUCUCCGUUUUCAGCGGCGAGAGUGAGACAGGGCAGGUGCCGAAAUGGGCAACCGCGGCCGUCCCACCGCCGACGUGGCCAAGCGUGAGAAGAAGAAGAAGAAGAAGAAGGGCCGCCCCUCCCUUCUCGAUCUCCAGAAACGAAGCCUCCGCCAGCAGCAGCAGCAGAAUAAGCCCAGCCCUAACCCUAACCCCAAUCGUCAAUUCCCUCAAUCCUCCUCGCGCCGCGCCACCCGGCGAAAUCCUAACCCCCUGCAGGAAGACCCUCGUCCGUCCCUGCCCCAGGGGGACGAGGAUGAGAACGAGGGGAAGCGGGAGGAAGGCGGCGGCUCCGGCGCCAAGCGCAAGGAGAAGAAGCUUAAAUUCGUGCUCAACCUUCCCUCGCGCUCGGCUGGGUCCUCCUCUGACUCUGAAGGCCCCGAACCCAAGCGGAGCAAGACUAGUCAUGGAGAUCGUGACACAAAGGGCGAGAGCAAUAUUUUCCGGAAAGCGACCGACUCGAUUCGAGCAGGAGGCCAAGCUGAUUUGGGCCCCACGACGCCUUUGCCCGACCAAAAGUUGUUGGUUUUCAUUCUCGAUAGGCUACAGAAGAAAGAUACCUAUGGUGUCUUCUCAGAGCCAGUAGAUCCAGAAGAGCUUCCUGAUUAUCAUGAAGUCAUAGAGGAACCGAUGGAUUUUGGAACUGUGAGGAUGAAAUUGUUAGGCAGAGAAUAUAAUAAUCUGGAACAGUUUGAGAAUGAUGUUUACUUAAUCAGCUCAAAUGCCAUGCGCUAUAAUGCACCAGACACUAUCUAUUUUAGACAGGCAAGAGUGAUUCAAGAGCUUGCUAAAAAGAAUUUUGAGAACUUAAGGCAUGAAAGUGAUGAUAAUGAACCUGAAGCAAAGACAGUCAUUAGGAGAGGCAGACCACCAAGCAAAAACAAAAAGGUUGGACAACCUCCUGCUCUAUGUGCUGUGCGAGGCUUGUCAUCUGACGCAACAGUUGCAAAUGCUUGGGAUGGUACUAAGCUACCUAAUCUAGCAAAAGACUUUUCAAGAACUGGAGUGUUAUGUGACAACCUUGGCGUAGGAAAUACACCCUUCAGGGCUUUAUAUGGUGGUCUUGGUUCUAGUACAUUUGGAUGGAUUCCUCAGCAAAAUGCAAAUAGAGAGGAUGAAUCCUUAGGAUCUGCACUUAGAGGAGUUUCAAGAGUUGGGAAGAAACUAACUAUCUUUGAGGAGAACCGUCGUGAUACUCAUAAGCAGUCUUCUAUUUUUAGCUGUAUACACAAAUCUCCAAUCUCUACUACUUUUGAUGCGGUUAGGAAGCAACUUGUACCAGUUGGUCUUCAUUUGGAAUUUGCAUAUGCAAGAAGCUUGGCUCGUUUUGCUGCAAAGCUUGGCCCCAUUGGCUGGGUCCUGGCAGCCAAAAGGAUUCAAAUGGUAUUGCCUCCUGGAACUAAGUUUGGUCCUGGCUGGGUUGUAGAAAAUGGAUCUACACAUAACCCUAAAUCACCUAUGGUGGUUUCAUCUUCCAAUCCCCUAGAAGAUCCUGGAAUGUCUGGAAAUACAUCUACAAUUGACAAAUACCAUGUGAGCCAGGAAAUACCUCCACGUGAUUCAGUCGCUGAGGAAGGACACAUCAACAGAUCGAUCCAGCCUGCGUCCUCUGUUGCACCUAAUGCUAUCUCUGGUUCUUCAGAAGAUCCAUUGCCUGUCAGAGGCCCAAAUGGCUCUAUUUCUUUGGUGAACAAUUGCAGCACUAAGACAAUUCCGUCAAAGGUUCUUCGGCAAAAUCAAAACCCAGAAAUGCAACCCAUCAUCAAUGGGUUAAAUUCUGCGUGUGAUGUUAACUCGGUUUCUGAAUUUGGUAAGAUGGCAAGACCAGCAGGUAUUCCGUCUGGUCACUUUGACUCAGAUGCACUUGUAAAGAAUGCAAAUGUGGCCCAUGCUCAAGAUUUUGACAUGCUUCCAAAGUCCAGCAGCAACAACUUGGCACACACAAGCGCAGGAAGGCAACCAUCAACGGAUGAUUCAAUCAAGACAAAUUCUAGCAGCUCGUUGCCAGAUCCCUGCAAAGGCUCAAAGUGUCCCCUUCAGGGUGUGACGGUGCUGCCUACGUUAGACUCUUCCCCUCCUGAUCUUAAUGUUGGAUUCCAACCACCUGGAUCAUCAGCUUCAGGUGUAGUAGUUGAUCAAAACAGCCGGAUUUAGCCUUGCAGCUUUGAGGGUAAAUUAUUUCUUCAAAUGACACCCAAAAGAUUUAUUAUCGUAGUUGCUACAAAGAUAUACGAGGAUAGUGAAGCAUUAUGAUUCACCACAUGCUGUUGUAACUGCUAAAAUUGGUUGUACAGAUUAAUUAGUAUUACUAAUUAGUCAACAAAAAUCUAUAAAGAUGAGCCAACCCCCUUAUGUAACGCUUCAUCGUAUCAUUUUGGUUUAUAACUGUGGCCUUCUUUGUAUCAUUUUAGGUACACAUUAAAGGAGUGCGUUUUUGUUUUAGGUACAAAUUAUGGUCACAAUUGUUAUAAUUGUAUUAAAUCAUGAUAAGUUGAAUGAUUUUGAUUAA